Messenger RNA from Dendrobium catenatum, 813 nucleotides. Its product is annotated as universal stress protein A-like protein. Lineage: Eukaryota; Viridiplantae; Streptophyta; Magnoliopsida; Asparagales; Orchidaceae. The coding region runs from base 61 to 669 and encodes 202 amino acids. The transcript is spliced from 4 exons. Gene Ontology annotation, molecular function: AMP binding. The record is from RefSeq and is a predicted model, not a curated record.
UAAGGGUGAAACACAAAUGUUUUUCUUUUCUUUUCUUUUCUUUUUUUAAGAUCAAUUUAAAUGCACACCGCACCCAAUCAAUAUUUUCCAUUUUUGUGUGUUUUGAGAGAGGGAGAGAGAGAGAGAGCGGCAAUGGCGUCGCAAUCGUCGGAGCCGACGAAGAUCAUGAUGGCGGUGAAUGAGUCGUCGAUAAAGGGGUACCCUCACGCAUCCAUCAGCAGCAGGACGGCUUUCGAGUGGACCGUAGCGAAGCUCGUCCGAUCCAAUGCCGCCGGCUUUCGCCUUCUCUUCCUCCACGUUCAGGUCCCUGACGAAGACGCAUUUGAAGACAUGGAUAGCAUCUAUGCAUCACCUGAAGAUUUUCACAAUAUGAACGAGAAGGACCGGAUUAGAGGGCUUCACUUACUUGAAUACUUUGUCAAUCGUUGUCAUCAGUAUGAGAUUCCUUGUGAAGCAUGGAUCAAGAAAGGUGAUCCAAAGGAGCUAAUUUGCAGCGAGGUGAAAAGAGUUAAACCUGACCUUCUGGUUGUUGGAAGCCGUGGCCUUGGACCCUUUCAGAGGGUAUUUGUUGGAACUGUGAGCGAAUUCUGUGCAAAACAUGCUGAAUGCCCUGUGAUCACCAUCAAAAGGAAGCCUGCUGAUGCUCCACCUGAUCCCAUAGAUGAUUGAUUGUUUAUUCGCCAACAAUCAACAUCACAGAUUGUGCAACAAAGAGCAAUAUACUUAAGAGACUGAAUGUGUUUCAUUGCUGGUGUUAUCAUAUAUUAUGACAGCUUGUGCUUGUACAUAUACAUAUAUAUAUAUAUAUAAAUU